Messenger RNA from Drosophila takahashii, 5799 nucleotides. It is a transcript of the gene G9a, whose product is annotated as histone-lysine N-methyltransferase G9a. Gene Ontology annotation, molecular function: p53 binding; histone H3K9 methyltransferase activity; zinc ion binding. Gene Ontology annotation, cellular component: nucleus; chromatin. The record is from RefSeq and is a predicted model, not a curated record. Gene Ontology annotation, biological process: negative regulation of transcription by RNA polymerase II; peptidyl-lysine dimethylation. NCBI's taxonomy places the organism in Eukaryota, Metazoa, Arthropoda, Insecta, Diptera, Drosophilidae.
GCAGCAGCAGCAGCAACAACAACAGCAAUCUAGGUGGUGGAGAGGAGAGGGAGAGCAAGAGAGAGGGCCAUACUCGAUUCGAACAGCAUGUGAGCUAAUCAGCGAAGCAGCGAUUUCUACAAACAUUUCUGCUUCUUAAGGCCACCAAAAAAAAGCGAAGAAGAAGUGCUACAAAUUAUUAAUAAUUUAGUUAAUGAUUUAUUCAAGUGACGUCGCGUGUUUUUCUCCUGUUUUUUGCCCAAUAAUCAAAACAACAACGGCAGUGGGAGAGGGAGAGAGAGACAAGAAACGGGAGCGAAGAAAAACAGUUAACUUUGUGGCCACCAAAAAGCGCAGUCGAGAAGAAGAAGAGAAAGAGAUUGGGGAGCGAUUUUAAGUAAAAUACGAAUUGAAUCAUUCGUAUUUAUUGGUUUUUGGUUUUAAACAAGAAAAUCCGUGUGAAAAUAGUGAACAAAUUUCGAAGCGAACAAAACGCUGCUGCUGCGCUGCCACAGAGGCACCACAGCAAUCUUAUCGCCCCAAAAAAAAAAAAAAGAAAUAUAUAUAAUAUUCCAGAGACCUCAGAAAAACUGAUGGUUUCUAGCCAUGGACUAUUGAUUCCCCCGAAUAAUAUCCAGUGAAAAGCGAAGAAAAGUCGGGAAAAAUGACGGACUUUGUGGAGCUGAUGAACAGCAUGUCGAGUACUUUCAACAGCGACUGUGCCACUUCGACGGCCGAGGGGGGGACGCUGCUCAACUUGGAUUUGGCCGAGGACAAGACGCUCAAGUGGCGCAAUUUGGCCAACAAUCAGUUUGCCUGCAAGGACAAGAAGCACAGGGAGAGGGAGGAAAAGGAGGAGGAGAGGGAGAGGGAGGAGAACAAGGAGGAGCAGGAAUCCAGAAAUCAGGAUGUGGAAAUCGAGGAUAUCAAGGGACUUUUGGCGGAUGUUGUGGAUGCGGCGGCUGUCAAGUUGGAGGAAGAAGAAGCAGCUGCAGCGGAGGCCAAACAGCAGAAUGCAGAAAAGCUAGAAGGAAGCAGCGGGGAAAAGGAAGAGCAACAGCAACAACAACAAAAGGAAGAAGUAGAAGAAGAGGAGCAAGUGGAGCAGCGAAAGGAAGAAGAGGAAAAAGCCUUGGAAAAGGAAGAGGCAGAGGAGGAGGAGCAGGGAAAGGAGGUUGCAGCAGAAGAAGAAGAAGCAAAAGCAGCAGAAAAACAGGAAGCAAGUGCAGAAUUAACAACAACAACAGGAGAAGCAGCAGGAGAAGCAAGAGAACCAGCAACAACAAAUGAGGCAGCAUCUCCACUUGUUGUUGAGGCAGCGGCAGCAGCUGAUAAAAAUGAACAGCUUUCGCCAGGAGGAACGCGACGCUCUAGGAAAACGCCGCGCAGUGCCACGCCCACUCCCACGCCCACCACCGAUGAGCCACCCGCCCAGUUGAAGAUUACCGAGUUGGAGGCAUUGGAACUCCCAAAAGAGGCUGAUAAUCGCCUGGAGGAGAUCAGCACGCUGGAGGAGAUCUCAGCAGCAGCUGGUGGUGGUCAGGAGAUAAAGCCGUCGUCCAUGACCACUUCUUCCCCGGAGGAGAACUCUGCACCUGCUCCCAAACGAGGAAGAGGUCGAGCCAAGAAAAUAAGACCAGAUGUGACCGAAAUGCCAGUGGAAACCAGUGAAAUUCUGCCUCCAGGCGAGGAUUCGGUGGUGGAGAAGAAGCCGGGACGCAAGAGGAAGCUGCCGGAGGAACAAAUGGACCAUCUCAGUGACCUGGUGGUGGUGAAAACCGAGCAGGAGGAGCUGGCAUUGGAUGCUCCCUCGGGUGGCGAUGGAAAAAGGAUGCGUCGCAGUGUCCGACUGGGCAAUCGCUUACCCGCCGAUGGAGGCGCCUGGGAGGAGGUGAAGACUGAGCCGGCAGAGCUCUCCUUCAUUGAGGUCACUCCGGUGCCAAUGCCACCAGCUGCGGUGCUCGAUGAGAAGACCCCUCCUAAGAAACGAGGUCGCAAGGCCAAGAUUCCGCCAGGCAGCUCCACCUCCUCCGCCGCACUUCCUGCCCUGACCAAUGGCAGCCAGAAGAAGACCACUCCCACAGCUGGAGGAUCAUCCGAGUUGCAACUGCCCAAGCGCUCCAAGAGGCGCAUCAAGCCCACGCCCAAGAUCCUAGAGAACGAUGAGCUGCGCUGCGAGUUCGAGACGAAGCACAUCGAGCGAAUGACCCACUGGGAGAGUGCAGCAGCAGCAGCAGCUUCAGCAGCGGAUGGGGAAUUUGAGACACCAACAGGAGGCGGUUCCAAUUCAUCAACUUCGCGGCAAAAGAGCGACAAAUCCGAUGGCAGCAACUUCGAUGGCGUUCCAGGUCAUCCAGCCGGCACGAGUGCCAUCAAGAAGCGGCUCUUCUCCAAGUCGCAGCGCGACAUCGAGAACUACGGAGCCGCCAUGCUGGCCAAGAGCAAGGUGCGUCCCUGUCCGGAUGUCGAGCAGUUCCUCAGCGACAUCAAGGCGUCGCGCAUCAUGGCGAAUCGCUCGCCGGAGGAGCGCAAGCUGAACAAGAAGCAGCAAAGGAAGCUGGCCAAGCAGAAGGAGAAGCACCUGAAGCAUCUGGGACUGCAGCGUAAUCACAGCGAGGAGGCCUCCGACAACGAUAGUUCCAAUACGGACAAUGAGUUUGUGCCCACGACCAGGGUGCAGGUGGGCAAGCCCAGUGUUACGCUGAGGGUGAGGAACACGGUGGCCAAGGAGCUGCCCACAACAUCCGCGGCAGCAGCUGCUCAGAAAGCCAACCUAAAGCCAGCCAAACUCACGAGAAGAGUGGCAGUAAAAGGAGGAGCUGGAGGAGUAGCUGGAUCAACCACGCUCGAUCCAGAACAACUGCACUCGCUGAACACCUCGAUCCUGGCCGAUGCUGCGCCCAUCAGAGAACUGGAUGCCCGGCCCAGCACCUCGAAAGUGGCCAAGUUCAUUUGCCUGUGCCAGAAGAGUUCGCAGUACUAUGCCAGGAAUGCGCCGGAUUCGUCCUACUGCUGUGCCAUCGAUCACAUUGACGAGCAGAAGAUCGGCUGCUGCAACGAGCUCUCCUCGGAGGUGCACAACCUCCUGCGUCCCAGCCAAAGGGUCAGCUAUAUGAUCCUGUGCGACGAGCACAAGAAGCGCCUGCACUCGCACAACUGCUGUGCAGGAUGCGGGAUCUUCUGCACGCAGGGUAAAUUUGUGCUGUGCAAGCAACAGCAUUUCUUUCAUCCCGACUGCGCCCAGCGCUUCAUCCUAAACACUCCCUACGAGGAGGGACGUAAUGGCGACCAAGAGGAACCGGCAGCCAAGUUCAGCAGUCCCAUGCUGGUGCUCAAGUGCCCGCACUGCGGACUGGACACGCCCGAGCGCACCUCCACGGUGACCAUGAAGUGCCAGUCGCUGCCCGUCUUUCUGCCCACCCAGAAGUACAAGAUCAAACCCGCCAAGUUGACUACCUCCUCACAUCUGGCGCAAUUCGGAGCGGCUGGAAAGGUCAGCAGCAGCAGUCCAGGAGCCAAGGUUAAAGGCAAGGGAGGAUCUUCCGCUGCUGCAGCAACCAGUUCAGCUUCGAAGUCGAACGGCAGCCAACGGAGCAAAGCAGCAGGAAGCCAUGCCCUCAACACAAUCAACUUUGCCCAGCUGAUUCCCGACUCCGUGAUGAACGUGGUGCUGCGCGGCCAUGUGGUUUCGGCCAGUGGACGCGUGACCACGGAGUUUACCUCCCGGGAUAUGUACUAUGCGGUGCAAAACGAUGACUUGGAAAGGGUGGCGGAGAUUCUGGCUGCCGACUUCAAUGUGCUGACCCCCAUUCGGGAGUACUUGAACGGCACCUGCCUGCAUUUGGUGGCCCAUUCGGGCAGCCUCCAGAUGGCCUACCUGCUGCUCUGCAAGGGCGCCAGUUCGCAGGAUUUCGUCAACAUAGUGGACAGCGAACUGCGGACGGCAUUGAUGUGUGCGGUGAUGAACGAGAAGUGCGACAUGCUCAAUCUCUUUCUGCAGUGCGGAGCCGAUGUGGCCAUCAAGGGCCCCGAUGGCAAGACCUGUCUGCAUAUUGCCGCCAAGCUGGGCAACGUGGAGGCCACCCAGUUGAUUGUGGAGAGCUACCGAGCUUCGCGGAACAUCACCAGCUUCCUGAGCUUCAUCGAUGCCCAGGAUGAGGGCGGUUGGACGGCCAUGGUGUGGGCAGCGGAGCUGGGACACACGGAUAUCGUUAGCUUCCUGCUCAACCAGGAGGCCGAUCCGAACAUCUGCGACAACGACAACAACACGGUGCUCCACUGGUCGACGCUGCACAACGAUGGUCUGGACACGAUUACGGUGCUGCUGCAGGCGGGUGCUGAUUGUAAUGUGCAGAAUGUGGAGGGGGAUACGCCACUCCACAUUGCCUGCCGUCACUCGGUCACCCGCAUGUGCAUCGCUCUGAUUGCCAACGGCGCCGAUCUGAUGAUCAAGAACAAGGCGGAGCAGCUGCCCUUCGACUGCAUCCCCAACGAGGAGUCCGAAUGCGGCCGCACCGUGGGCUUCAACAUGCAGAUGCGCAGCUUCCGACCGCUGGGCCUGCGCACCUUUGUGGUCUGUGCCGAUGCCUCGAAUGGCCGCGAGGCACGACCCAUUCAGGCGGUGCGCAACGAACUGGCGAUGUCCGAGAGCGAGGACGAGGCCGAUUCGCUGAUGUGGCCGGACUUCCGCUACGUGACGCAGUGCAUCAUCCAGCAGAACUCGGUGCAGAUCGACCGGCGCGUCUCGCAGAUGCGCAUCUGCUCCUGCCCGGACAGCUGCAGCAGCGAUCGGUGCCAGUGCAACGGAGCCUCCUCGCAGAACUGGUACACCGCCGAGAGCCGCCUCACCGCCGACUUCAACUACGACGAUCCGGCGGUGAUCUUCGAGUGCAACGACGUCUGCGGCUGCAAUCAGCUCUCCUGCAAGAACCGCGUGGUUCAGAACGGAACAAGGACACCGCUGCAGAUCGUCGAGUGCGAGGAACAGGCCAAAGGAUGGGGCGUUCGGGCACUGGCCAAUGUGCCCAAAGGCACCUUCGUGGCCAGCUACACGGGCGAGAUCCUGACCGCCAUGGAGGCCGAUCGGCGCACCGACGACAGCUACUACUUUGACCUGGACAACGGGCACUGCAUCGAUGCCAACUACUAUGGGAAUGUGACCCGCUUCUUCAACCACUCGUGCGAGCCGAAUGUGCUGCCAGUUCGCGUCUUCUACGAGCACCAGGACUACCGCUUCCCCAAGAUCGCCUUCUUCGCCUGCCGCGACAUCGAUGCCGGGGAGGAGAUUUGCUACGACUACGGCGAGAAGUUCUGGCGCGUGGAGCACCGCUCCAGUGUGGGCUGCCGCUGCCUAGCCGCCUCCUGCAAGUACGCCUCCCAAUCCUCAAGCACAAAUGCCUCGCCCACGGAUGCAGCGACUGCAGCGGAACCGGAAACGGUAACGCAGCCACCUGCAAAUGCAAAUGAAAAUGCAAAUGCCUCGGAGGAGAUGGAGCAGGCGUAGGCCGCCACCACCAUGACCUCAACUCGAAAUGAUUCCAGAAUCCCCACCAAAAGCCACAAGCCACCAGCAACCAAGCCACAUACAUCGGACAGCCGACAUCUGACAUCACAGCACCAGCAGGAAAGAUCGCCAUAUAUGUAGUAUAUAUAGUAUAUAUCAUAUGCAUGAUGAAUCGAAAUGGGAGCCCGUCAAAAAGGAAGGGCCUUCUUCUUCGACUGCCAAAUGUUUCAUGGUUUACAAAUUUUUUGUCUAUUUUUAUGCAUACAGUUAGUGUUUGUUUAUUAUUAAUUUUAUUUGGUUUUUAUUCAUUUGUUUAC